Molecule: messenger RNA, 2202 nt
Organism: Enhydra lutris kenyoni (northern sea otter)
Lineage: Eukaryota; Metazoa; Chordata; Mammalia; Carnivora; Mustelidae
Gene: TBL1X
Product: transducin beta like 1X-linked
Exons: 17
Coding region: 254-1834 (526 amino acids)
Biological process (GO): regulation of transcription by RNA polymerase II
Cellular component (GO): histone deacetylase complex
Molecular function (GO): transcription corepressor activity; protein binding
Source: RefSeq, a predicted model, not a curated record
GCGCGGCGGCGCCGCCACAAGUUGCGCUGCCGGCGGCGAGGUGACUGAGGACGGAAGUCAGGACUCGAAAUCAACCCUCGAAGGAAGAAGGGCUUUGCCUACACUUGGCUCUGAGCAGCUCCUGGCAGACACUUUGGAGUUUAUACGAGCGGAUGCUGGGGAGCUCACUGGUCCAGAGGUCUACACAUGAAGUCACCAUAAAGAGGGUGGCUCCCACAUCCUACAGACCUCAUCGCCGCGAGGUGAGGCUAAGAUGAGCAUAACCAGUGACGAGGUGAACUUCCUGGUGUAUCGCUAUCUCCAGGAGUCAGGUUUUUCCCACUCGGCAUUCACGUUCGGUAUCGAGAGCCACAUCAGCCAGUCCAACAUCAACGGGACGCUGGUGCCCCCGGCUGCCCUCAUCUCCAUCCUGCAGAAGGGACUGCAGUACGUGGAGGCCGAGAUCAGCAUCAAUGAGGAUGGCACGGUGUUCGACGGCCGCCCCAUAGAGUCCCUGUCCCUGAUCGACGCUGUGAUGCCGGACGUGGUGCAGACGCGGCAGCAGGCUUUCCGGGAGAAGCUCGCCCAGCAGCAGCAGGCCAGUGCGGCGGCGGCGGCGGCGGCGGCAGCGGCGACGACAGCGGCCACGGCAGCCCCGGCGGCCGUGGCCCAGCAGCACCCACCAAAGAACGGAGAGGCCACCGUGAACGGCGAGGAGAACGGAGCACACGCAAUAAAUAAUCAUUCGAAACCAAUGGAAAUAGACGGGGACGUUGAGAUCCCGCCCAACAAAGCCACAGUCCUUCGGGGCCACGAGUCGGAGGUGUUCAUCUGUGCCUGGAACCCCGUCAGUGAUCUCCUCGCUUCAGGAUCCGGAGACUCGACGGCGAGAAUAUGGAACCUUAACGAGAACAGCAACGGGGGCUCCACGCAGCUCGUGCUGCGGCACUGCAUACGGGAAGGAGGACACGAUGUCCCGAGCAACAAGGAUGUGACGUCGCUGGACUGGAACAGUGACGGGACACUGUUGGCCACGGGUUCCUACGACGGCUUUGCGAGAAUAUGGACCGAAGACGGCAACCUGGCCAGCACCUUAGGGCAACAUAAAGGCCCCAUCUUCGCCUUGAAAUGGAACAAAAAGGGGAAUUACAUUUUGAGUGCUGGUGUAGACAAAACAACCAUCAUUUGGGAUGCCCACACAGGAGAAGCCAAGCAACAGUUCCCUUUUCAUUCCGCGCCCGCCCUGGACGUGGACUGGCAGAACAACACGACCUUCGCCUCCUGCAGCACCGACAUGUGCAUUCACGUCUGCAGACUCGGCUGUGACCGCCCGGUCAAAACCUUCCAAGGACACACGAACGAGGUCAAUGCCAUCAAAUGGGACCCUUCCGGAAUGCUGCUGGCGUCCUGCUCCGACGACAUGACGUUAAAGAUCUGGAGUAUGAAGCAGGACACGUGUGUGCAUGACCUUCAGGCUCACAGCAAAGAGAUCUACACCAUCAAGUGGAGUCCCACUGGGCCCGCCACCAGCAACCCAAAUUCCAACAUCAUGCUAGCAAGUGCUUCGUUCGACUCCACGGUGCGGCUGUGGGACGUGGAGCGCGGCGUGUGCACCCACACGCUGACCAAGCACCAGGAGCCCGUCUACAGCGUGGCCUUCAGCCCCGACGGCAAGUACCUGGCCAGUGGCUCCUUUGACAAGUGCGUGCACAUCUGGAAUACUCAGACUGGGAGUCUCGUGCACAGCUACCGAGGCACCGGAGGCAUCUUUGAGGUCUGCUGGAACGCUCGCGGGGACAAAGUGGGCGCCAGCGCGUCCGACGGCUCUGUGUGUGUUUUAGAUCUUCGGAAGUAAACACAAACUAUUUCAGAAAAGAAAUCUCACGGACCAGCAGUGAACGUGUGAGGUCGCAGCGCUCGCCAGACACAGUGUACCCGCUCCGAAGCUGGACGAACUUGACCUGCAUUACAGUGUACUUGGAAAUCAGCUCAUCCCUGCCCACGGGAGUCUCUCUUCUUUCGUAACCUUCAUCAAGAAGUUUAAGACAGAAACAUACACAGUCCUAUCGAAGGGGGAAAGAACGGUUUCCACCCACAACACUCAGCCUGGGAAGCACGAAGCCACCAGCUCAACGGCGCGUGGUUUGGUUUCCAUCCAGAACAGGCUCUGAUGGCCGAGAAGAGGAAAGGAGGGGGGGAAGAAAGGAAAAGAAAAAAAAAAAA